CUGCUACUUCCUCAGUCUCUCAAAUCCCCACGACUGCUGUCUCCUGCUCCUUCACCGCCGGCGAAGGUUGAACGUAGAUAGUCGCCUCCGAGCAACAAUAAAGAUGGUUCGAAGUGUAAAAAACCCUAAGAAGGCCAAACGGAAAAAUAAGGGUUCAAAGAAAGGGGAGGGUCCAUCUUCGUCCUCAAUACCUUCCUUACCUGCAAAGGUAUGGCAGCCGGGAGUGGACAAACUAGAAGAGGGAGAAGAACUCCAGUGUGACCCUUCUGCGUACAAUUCAUUGCAUGCCUUACAUCUUGGAUGGCCAUGCUUAAGCUUCGACAUCGUACGUGAUUCACUGGGAUUGGUUCGGACUGAAUUUCCACACACCCUGUAUUGUGUUGCAGGGACUCAGGCGGAAAAAGCUUCCUGGAACUCCAUAGGAAUAUUCAAAGUGUCUAACAUAUCUGGGAAAAGACGUGAGUUAGUGCCUAAUCGAUCUGCUGAUAAUGAUACUGAUAUGAAUAGUGAUAGCAGCGACAGCGAUGAAGAUGGUGGUGGUGAUGAUGAUGGCAAUGGUGGAUCUGGGCCUCCUGUUUUGCAGCUACGCAAGGUUGCACAUGAAGGAUGUGUUAAUCGCAUACGGGCAAUGACACAAACCCCCCAUAUCUGCGCAUCAUGGGCAGAUACAGGUCAUGUGCAGAUUUGGGAUUUUAGUUCUCAUCUAAAUUUUUUAGCGGAAUCAGAAACAGAAUUGAGCAGGGGAGCUUCUAACGUGUUUACUCAGGCUCCAUUACUCAAGUUUGGUGGCCACAAAGACGAGGGGUAUGCUAUAGACUGGAGUCCUCUUGUUCCUGGAAGGCUUGUAUCUGGGGAUUGCAAGAAUUCUAUUCACCUAUGGGAGCCUUCAUCCAGUGCGACAUGGAAUGUUGAAGCUAAUCCUUUUAUUGGGCACUCUGCAAGUGUUGAAGACCUGCAAUGGAGCCCCACAGAACCUCAUGUCUUUGCUUCUUGCUCCGUGGAUGGUAGUAUUGCUAUAUGGGACACUCGGUUGGGAAAAUCACCUGCAGCUUCUAUGAAGGCACAUAAUGCAGAUGUCAAUGUCAUCUCAUGGAACCGGCUGGCUAGUUGUAUGUUAGCAUCUGGAAGUGAUGAUGGCACAUUCUCUAUCCGUGAUCUUAGAUUGCUUAAGGAUGGAGAUUCUAUGGUUGCACAUUUUGAAUACCAUAAGCACCCCAUCACAUCAAUUGAAUGGAGUCCACAUGAACCCUCAACUUUGGCCGUCUCAUCAUCAGACAAUCAGCUGACGAUUUGGGAUCUUUCAUUGGAAAAAGAUGAUGAAGAAGAGGCUGAGUUCAGAGCUAGCAUGAAGGAGCAAGCAAAUGCGCCCGAAGAUUUGCCUCCACAGCUGCUCUUUGUUCAUCAGGGUCAGAAAGACUUGAAGGAACUACACUGGCAUGCCCAGAUCCCAGGGAUGCUUAUAUCUACUGCUUCUGAUGGUUUCAAUAUCCUGAUGCCCUCAAACAUUGAAAAUACUCUUCCAUCUAUUGAUUCUUGAAGUUACCUGUAUAUUCCCAUAAAAUUUUCUGUCUCUCUCACCAAGAUCUGAUAUUUUAUUGAAUCUCUAGCACUAAGGUCAUCUGUUUCGAGUCACAAGAAUUUUGCUUCUGAGGUCAUAUUUAGUUGUAAGUUCUAUUUAUAGUUUGAAACUGCACCAUUCUCUUAAAAUCUUUAGGUUUAUGCCAGGUAAGUGCUGGAAUUGGGUUGAGCUU
Molecule: messenger RNA, 1751 nt
Organism: Telopea speciosissima
Lineage: Eukaryota; Viridiplantae; Streptophyta; Magnoliopsida; Proteales; Proteaceae
Product: protein HEAT STRESS TOLERANT DWD 1
Exons: 12
Coding region: 104-1537 (477 amino acids)
Molecular function (GO): protein binding
Source: RefSeq, a predicted model, not a curated record